Messenger RNA from Leptopilina heterotoma, 1799 nucleotides. It is a transcript of the gene Sirt6, whose product is annotated as NAD-dependent protein deacetylase Sirt6. The record is from RefSeq and is a predicted model, not a curated record. Bases 298 to 1599 code for a protein of 433 amino acids. The transcript is spliced from 7 exons. NCBI's taxonomy places the organism in Eukaryota, Metazoa, Arthropoda, Insecta, Hymenoptera, Figitidae. Gene Ontology annotation, molecular function: NAD+ binding.
UAAAGCCGCUGUUGGCUCGUUAAUCUCCCUCGGAAGGAAAGAAAUUAAUAAAAAACAAACUACAAGUGUUUAUCUUUUGAUUGUUUAUGCGCUCAUGUUUCGAACUCAACCGUUUUGCAACAAGUUUCCUACAGUUUUGUUUUCUCAAAAGUGUAUAACUUCCUGUUGAUUGCGAUUAUUUAAUUUGAUAUCAUAAUUUGAAAAAUAAUAAAAGUAACAUAUCUGCGGCAUAAAGUGAAUUCAAAUAAUAUCGCUGAUAUCGCGCCCUGGGGAAAACUCGGGUAAAACUUGAGUGAAAUGUCAUGUACUUAUGCGGAUGGCUUGUCGCCCUACGAGAACAAAGGCGUAUUAGGCUUAGAGGAGAAAUACGACACUCAAGAAACACUUCGACUCAAGUGUGAUCUUCUUGCCGAUUGGAUUAAAGGUGCACGGCAUGUUGUCGUUCACACAGGAGCUGGCAUUAGUACAGCUGCUGGAAUCCCUGAUUUUAGAGGACCGAAUGGAGUUUGGACAUUGGAAAAAAUAGGCGAAAAACCAUCAAUGAGUGUCGCUUUCGAUGAUGCGAUUCCAACAAAAGCGCACAUGGCGAUUAAGAAAUUAGUCGACAACAAUAAAGUUAAGUAUAUAGUAAGUCAGAAUAUUGAUGGAUUGCAUCUAAAAUCGGGAGUUGGAAGGCAAUCUAUUGCGGAAUUACAUGGAAAUAUGUUUGUCGAACAAUGCGACAAGUGUGGAAGGCAAUUCAUCCGUAACCGUUCAACAAAAAGUGUUGGUAAAAAGUGUCUCGAAACGGUCUGCAGAUCAAGUCAAACGGGAGGUCGUCCUUGUCGUGGAAAAAUGCACGACACAAUUCUCGAUUGGGAACACAGUUUACCAAAUGAUGAUCUUACACUUUCUGAUCUUCACUCCAGUGUUGCCGACUUGAGCAUAUGUUUGGGAACGACUCUACAAAUAAUACCCAGUGGAAAUUUACCUUUAUACACGAAAAAAUACGGUGGUCGUCUUGUUAUUUGCAAUCUACAACCAACAAAACACGACAAAAAAGCCGAUUUGAUAAUAAAUGGAAAAAUCGACGAAAUCAUGACAAAUGUCAUGAAAACAUUGGGUCUCGAAAUUCCUGAAUACGAUGUUGAUUUGGAUACAACGAGAAAUCCCGAUACAGAUUCGCCCGAAAUGGAUUGGACGAUACCGAGUAAUUUAAUAAAAGAAAUGAAAAUUCUCUACAAAAAAGUAUGCACACCAGUGAAACGAAAGCGAAAGACAUUUAUGUACGAGAGAGAAAUGCCAAAACCAGUGAAAAAAGAGAGAAAAGCAGCAUUCCUACCAAAACCCGAUAUAAAACCCGAAUUAAAAACCCUCAAUGAAGCAAUGAGCAAAAUACCCGAACAAAAGGGUACAAAUAUUUUAUCAAAUGAAAAUGACCUGAGUAUUAAUCAAAAUCAAGAUUACAUGAAGGAUUUUAUAAUAAAACAAGAGCCUACAAGUAGUAAUAGCGAGAAAAUAAAUGACGACGACGACGACACCGAUUUUAUCGCCAACGAUACAUUCGAUGUUAAUGAUUGCAAUGAUAUAAUUGACGCCAUUGACAGUAACAUUAUAUAGUAGCAUCAGGCGGGACAAAAUCCAUUUUUCCCUACAUUUUAGUACCUAGCAACGUGGCCGUAUUUAUAAACGCAUAUUUGUAAUUGUGAGUGAUUGAAUCAUAAAUAUUUAUCUAUAUAAAAAGAAAAAUAUAAAUAUCUAUGCGAGAAAAAGAGAUAUUUAAGCGAGAUAAAAGAAAAUAGAAUUUUGAUCGAUGCGAG